AUGGGUGACUGGAACCUGCUGGGCAGCAUCCUGGAAGAGGUCCACAUUCAUUCGACCAUCGUGGGCAAGAUCUGGCUUACCAUUCUCUUCAUUUUCCGCAUGUUGAUCCUGGGGGCAGCUGCUGAGGAUGUAUGGGAUGAUGAGCAGUCAGCAUUUGUGUGCAACACUGACCAACCAGGUUGCAAGGCAGUCUGCUAUGAUCGUGCCUUCCCCAUCUCGCUCAUUCGCUUCUGGGUCUUGCAGGUAAUCUUCGUCUCUGCACCCUCACUGGUUUACAUGGGCCAUGCCCUCUACUGCAUCCAAGCCCUGGAGAAGGAGCGCCAUAGGAAACGGAUACAGCUGAAGGAGGAGAUGGAUGAGGCAGAACUGGCAUUGGAUGAGCAUAAACGACUAGAGAGGGAGCUGAGGAAGCUGGACGAACUGCGAAAGGUAAAAAAGGCACCUCUUCGAGGCUCCCUCUUGAGAACUUACAUCAUUCAUAUCUUUACACGCUCAGUAGUGGAGGUGUUUUUCAUCCUUGGACAAUACAUUUUCUACGGUGUCCAAAUUCAGCCACUGUAUAAAUGUGAGAGGAUGCCUUGCCCCAACAGUGUAGACUGUUAUAUCUCUCGGCCAACAGAGAAGACCAUCUUCAUGGUUUUCAUGAUAGCCAUUGCUGGUGUCUCACUUUUCCUCAACAUUCUGGAAAUAUCCCACCUCGGCAUCAGGAAAAUAAAAAAGGCCCUCUUUGGACAGAGAUACAUGGAAGAUGACAGUUUAAUUUUCAAGUCAAAGAGGAAGGUAUCAUUGCCACAUCAUUGUGUGAUGAGUCACGUGUCACCUUACAUUGGACCUUUGAGUCAGACCUUCAAAGUAAUACCAGAAGAAGAUAUGAAGCCUCCUCAUUAUCCUGGGCUCAAAACAAGCCAUGAGUCUUCAAGGAACAACAGCAUGGCUUAUGUGGGGCACAUUCAGACCAACUACAUCUGCCCGCAACCCAGAAUACCAGGUCCAGAGGUACUCACAGCAAUAGUGGACCACCAUCUGGGUUUGGAAUCUGUGGUGUCUAAAGCAGAAGGAAGUGUAUUAACCCCUCACAAGGAUACCCAUCAGAGAGAACAUAUUGAUGCCAGCCAUUUAGAGGUUCUUCUGUGCGAUAGCGCUAAAAGACCAUCUUCUACCAACAAGCUUGAGGAUGAUCGCAGGGAGUCAGUGGGAAGUGAGGUCCUUGUACCCAAACCUCGAAAAGCCAGCUUUAUGUUCAGGCCACCAUCUGAAAGUUUGUCAUCAGUCAGUCGCUCAACAAGUUCUUCCUUACAUUCCUCUGAAGAAUCAGAUGAACUGGGCUCGCUGCAGGGGGACACGCUCAUGAUGCCGCCUGCCACGGGGCGAAGAAUGUCAAUGAGUGUGUUUCUGGAUAUUUCAUCUAUCAUGAAGAAGUAG
Messenger RNA from Phycodurus eques (leafy seadragon), 1422 nucleotides. It is a transcript of the gene gja10a, whose product is annotated as gap junction protein alpha 10 a. The record is from RefSeq and is a predicted model, not a curated record. Gene Ontology annotation, biological process: cell communication. Lineage: Eukaryota; Metazoa; Chordata; Actinopteri; Syngnathiformes; Syngnathidae. The transcript is spliced from 2 exons. The coding region runs from base 1 to 1422 and encodes 473 amino acids. Gene Ontology annotation, cellular component: connexin complex.